CGCGCCCGGGUGAUGGACGCCGCCAAGCACGCCCACAAGUUCUGCAACGCGGAGGAGGAGGAGUGCGUCUUCCUGCGCAGACCAGAAGGCAUAGAGCGGCAGUUCAGGAAGAAGUGUGGCAAGUGUGGACUGCUGCUCUUUUAUCAACACCAGCAGAAAAACGCCCCCGUGACCUUCAUUGUUGACGGUGCUGUGGUCAAAUUUGGGCAGGGUUUUGGGAAAACAAACAUAUAUACUCAGAAACAAGAACCUCCCAAAAAGGUGAUGAUGACCAAACGGACCAAAGACAUGGGCAAGUUCAGUUCUGUCACAGUCUCCACAAUCGAUGAAGAGGAGGAGGAGAUCGAAGCGAGGGAGAUUGCAGACUCCUACGCACAGAAUGCAAAAGUGAUCGAGAAACAGCUGGAACGCAAAGGCAUGAGCAAAAGGAGGCUACAGGAACUGGCUGAGUUGGAAGCCAAGAAAGCCAAGAUGAAAGGAACCCUGAUUGAUAACCAGUUCAAAUGAAACGCUGCACAACCGCUGGCUAUUUGGAGACAGGAGAAAGCUACCAGCAGCUACCGGAGAUCUGUCAGUGAAGCAGAAUUAACAGUGUUCAAGGGCAGCGUGCUGCAGCCAGCCUGGAGGAUGAGUACCUCUCUGUCAUGAUACUCUG
Eurypyga helias (sunbittern) is the source of this 655-nucleotide messenger RNA. It is a transcript of the gene STEEP1, whose product is annotated as chromosome unknown open reading frame, human CXorf56. The transcript is spliced from 6 exons. The record is from RefSeq and is a predicted model, not a curated record. NCBI's taxonomy places the organism in Eukaryota, Metazoa, Chordata, Aves, Eurypygiformes, Eurypygidae. The coding region runs from base 13 to 507 and encodes 164 amino acids.